AUGAAGCACUCGCGCGAAGCCAAAAAACCAACAGACGAAGACAUUGAACACCGCCAGCGCCUGAGGAGCCGCAGACUAAGCAUACAUCACAGAGAUGAGCCAAGUAAUUCACCUGAGAUAAUUCACGGCCGACUGGGCCAAAAGCCCCCAGAAGUUGUGUUACCACAGCAGGUAGAUUCAGACCCAGGGAGAAGACGAGUAUCUGCCCCCGAACGAAUCCAUCGCAUGCCUCAUGAGAAGAAACCCCACUACACUGAUGCUAGGAAGACGUCGAAAACAGCCAAGGUGUCUGUGUCAGAGAAAUCGGAAGGAGAAUAUUCUGCAGGGGAUACUAUCCCCCCUGUUCGAGCCAUCCCAUGGGAUCUGCCGGAAGAAACGGGUACAAGUAAUAUUUCAACUGUGACAUAUGAGCCAGCACAUAUACUGCGGCAAAACGCUGAAUAUUUCGACUCUGACCAAGAUGGGAUUAUCUGGCCAAGGGAUACGUAUAAGGGCUAUAGGAAAUUAGGAUGGGGAAUCACGUACUCGUGCUUGGUUGCAUCCAUCCUCCAUUCAACUCUCUCAUAUCCUACCGGGGACAGUUACACCCCCGACCCGUUGCUCCGAAUUCGUUACGACGGCAAACAUAGUACUGGCAACGUCUCUUACGAUGAAAAGGGGCAGGCCAGGGGUAAUCAAGUUUGCGAGACCAUCUUGGCUAAAUACGACAAGAACAAUAAAGGGGGCAUGGAUAUCCGGGAUAUCCUACGUUUCUGUAAAGACCAGAGAUCCGUAUCUACUUGCUACGGCUGGAGCCUCACUGCUUUAGAAUGGCUAGCCCUAUAUCUUGCGCUUCGACAACACAACGGCAUCGUAGGCAGCGAAGACAUCCGCACGGCCUUCGACGGCAGCGUCCUGUUCAAACGAUCCGAGGAGCGGCAGCGGAAAAAUGAGACGCAUCAUAAACAUGCCGCCACAAGAAGUGGGUAUAUAAGUAGAAGUCGGAACCAAUUCGAUCCAGUGAAGCUUGCCGUGGCAAUUGUCGUCGGGCUCGCCAUUCUUGUGUGGGUUUUAAUGGGCUUAUACCGUGACCCUUCCGGCUUGGAAAAAUACUGGCCGAAGAAGGAAGACACUCCUAAAGGGGCAGAUUGGACGAAGCAAGGGUUUGUGAAUGAUUGGUAAAGCGCACUCUUCGUUUGGGCUGUUAUAUCCCCAGAUCAGUAAGCCACCUAGGAUAAAGAGUUUCUAUUUGCGCAAUCAUCUAAUCUCAAAAAGUUCAUAGUUGCUCCUGAUGUAAGAAGGUAGUUUCUCAAUCCUUACUCGUAUUCUUAUACGGGCUGAGUAAGAGACAUGAGGGCAUGAGAUCGACGUAAAGCUAACCUAGUAGUUUCUUAGGUUAGACGACUAGCAAUAUGCACG
Molecule: messenger RNA, 1398 nt
Organism: Daldinia decipiens
Lineage: Eukaryota; Fungi; Ascomycota; Sordariomycetes; Xylariales; Hypoxylaceae
Product: Caleosin related protein-domain-containing protein
Exons: 3
Coding region: 1-1161 (386 amino acids)
Molecular function (GO): monooxygenase activity; calcium ion binding
Source: RefSeq, a predicted model, not a curated record